AUGUUAUAGUUUUUAUCAACUCCAAUUGAUAAUAUCUCUUAUCAAGUUUGGUUGAAUAAACCAAUAAGAGCUGCUUUUGAUGAUAAUAAUUCAAUAGCUCAAUUUUAUUUGCUUUUUCCAACUUUAUGGUUAGAAAAUAAAAUUAACAGAAAUGCUUUUUCAUCCAAAUUGGAGUAUAUCAAAAAGUGUUUACUUCAUAUAGCAUUUUAUCCUUUGACAGUCAUAUUUAUCAAUGCAUUAGCAAAGAAUUUAUUUAUAACUGAUAGUUUCAAAGAUAUUUAUUAAUCCAGAGGAUUUUUUGGGUUUUUUUCAGGUCUUCAUUAUUAGUUGAUAAUGUAGUUUUUAUCAAUUAUCUAAAAUUAUUUAUUUGUAGAGAAUAAUAAUAUAGGAUAUUUAAGAAUUCAAUUUUGGAUGGUAUUUUAACUGAUUAAUGUUCCAGUUCAAAUAUUAUUUUAGUCUUUAAGACUUAAGUCUAUAACUGGAGUUUAAAAUUUAUUCAAUAUAGGAACUGGAUGGUUCUUUGGUUUGGUGAGUUAAUUUAUUAAAUAGUUUAAAUCCUUAAAGUAAGAAUUGGAUUUAACUAAUGAUCCAAGAGCAAGAAAGUUUAUAGGAGGAUGA
This is a messenger RNA of Paramecium pentaurelia, 618 nucleotides long. The record is from the annotation of a GenBank genome assembly. Lineage: Eukaryota; Ciliophora; Oligohymenophorea; Peniculida; Parameciidae.